Molecule: messenger RNA, 835 nt
Organism: Rosa rugosa (rugosa rose)
Lineage: Eukaryota; Viridiplantae; Streptophyta; Magnoliopsida; Rosales; Rosaceae
Product: kinetochore protein SPC24 homolog
Exons: 5
Coding region: 74-676 (200 amino acids)
Biological process (GO): regulation of chromosome segregation
Source: RefSeq, a predicted model, not a curated record
AGACUUUAAUUUGAAAAAAGAAAAAGAAAAACUGGGACCAAGCUCUCCGCUGCCGGCGAAUCUCAGAUCAAUAAUGGCGGUCGCUUCUGGAACACUCGACAUCCAGUGGCUGAUCUCCAACAGCGACGACCUUGUGCGGGUCUUGAAGGACCCCAGAGACCUCAACCACUUGAUCCACUGCCUCCAAAACUCCCAAGCCCUCCGCUCCUCCUCCGAUUCCGAUUUCGCCGAAGCUCACAACUUGCUCCGAGAUUAUGAGAAGAAGUUAGAUGCUUGCAAGAAGAAAACCGAGGAGGCGAAAACCGAGGCGGUUGCUGAUGAGGAAUUGGAGCUUCUUCAGAGAGAAUUGGAUGAGGGCGUUCGACAGGAGCAUUUGCUUAUGGAAGAGCUCAGAGUUAUCGGCGGCGAGAUGGAUGAUUUGGAAGGCCAAAGGGUUGCGGUUUUGGAAAAGAAGAAAAUGUUGAAGAAACAGAAGCAGGAUGAGUUCAGGGCGCAGAGGAAGCUUUCCAUGUAUGCUUCUGUUACAAAUAUUAUACCAAACCUGGAUGAGCAGUCAAGAGUCAUGGGCUAUAUUGUGGAUAGAGAUACAAAAGCGGUACAGAACUUUGAAAUUGAUGCAGAGAAGAUGACUGCCUAUGAAACAUGUAAUAGCAUUUGGAAGAUGAUAACUCCAUGAUAGAUAUUUCAGGUCCCCCUGAGAUAGUUUGUAUAAUAUUGUGCAAUAUUGUUUUUUCGAUUCGUCUGUGUUUCUGGAGAAGUAAUCUUUUGACAGUUUGUAAUUUGGAAUUGUAACGUACACAUUUAAAGCUGAUUAUUGAGAAUCUUGUUGGUGCCA